UCGGGCCCGCCGAUCCCCGCUGCCCCUCGCACCGGCCGUUAUAUGAAAGUAUCCGAAAGGCAAGACUAUCGCGAGGCAGCAGAAAAUAACCCUGAACGCUGGAAACAUCGGACUGGCUGCCAGUCGUGUUGUGCGUCUCACAGUGUUAACUAGUGACAUUAAACAUGGUUCUGGACACCGAAGACUGGGCCGAUGAGCUCCCCCCAGAACAAAUCGCCGUCCUUCGUAAAGCGUUCGAUGGCUUCGACCACAACCGCUCGGGCAGCAUCCCCUGCGACUUCGUCGCUGACAUCCUCAGGAUGAUGGGGCAGCCGUUCAACAAAAAGAUUCUUGAAGAACUUAUCGAGGAAGUAGAUGCCGACAAAUCUGGUCGUCUUGAAUUCCCCGAGUUCGUGACCCUGGCCGCUAAGUUCAUCGUUGAAGAGGACGCUGAGGCAAUGCAAAAGGAACUUAGGGAAGCAUUUAGAUUAUACGACAAGGAAGGCAACGGUUACAUUCCCACGUCGAGUUUGCGCGAAAUCCUGCGUGAGUUGGAUGAGCAGCUGACGGACGAGGAGCUGGACGGCCUUAUCCAGGAGAUCGAUACUGACGGCAGCGGUACCGUCGACUUCGACGAGUUCAUGGAAAUGAUGACAGGAGAAUAAACAUCUAUAUCUAUAUACUUUUUUAUAUUUAUUUUCUAAUAUAAGUUAUCUUUACAAUUCGGUACUUCAACAUUUCGAAUCAUGGAAACAUCGAACAUCGCUCUAAUAUUAAGGUACAAUAAAGUUGAAACUUCAUUUAUCUAUUAUCUUUCAAGUAUUAUGUAUGUAUUGUACAAAAUAAUAAUUUGUUCAUGUUUAAUUGAUGCGUGUGGUUGAGUAAUGUUUAUAUCUACAUAUUAAUAAAUCUUUAUUUCUACUGU
This is a messenger RNA of Manduca sexta (tobacco hornworm), 904 nucleotides long. Its product is annotated as troponin C, isoallergen Bla g 6.0301. Bases 165 to 644 code for a protein of 159 amino acids. The transcript is spliced from 6 exons. Gene Ontology annotation, molecular function: enzyme regulator activity; calcium ion binding. The record is from RefSeq and is a predicted model, not a curated record. NCBI's taxonomy places the organism in Eukaryota, Metazoa, Arthropoda, Insecta, Lepidoptera, Sphingidae.